GUAUCCCCAUGCAAAAAAGUCUAGGGGAGUGAGGUCUGGAGACCUUGAGGGGUAUUCAAAAGCAUUCCCCCUGUGACCUAUCCACCGUUCUGGAAAUUCAUUAUCCAGAUAGGCACGGACAUUUGAGUGAAAACGUGGAGGUGCACCAUCCUCUUGAAAGUACAUCAAUGUAUAUAGAAACAGGUUUCUUAUUGUGGGAACUGCAUCAUUCAUUAACAAUUCAAGAUAACUCUGCCCAGUAACAGUAUCAUUGAAUCUGUAAGGUCUGAUUAUCCCAUGAGAGGAGAGUCCCAUCCACACACUAAACCCUGGCAGUAACUUGGUUCCAGAACCCGUGACGAGAGAGUUUGUCAUGUCAAAGAAAAAUUGAUGAAAAAGCCCCUUUUUUUUAGCUCAUUAAUAAGGCUGUAGUGGUGUUACGCUGCAGUAAUUAUGCAUCAAAGAAAGGUUUUACAAAUAUUACUUCAUUUUCGACACCAGAAUUUGCGAUAUUUUUGUUCUUUACCAGCAACAAUGAAAGUAUGGCAGACCUACAAAUAUGGAGGCCCUGAAGAGUUGGUAUUUUGUGACACUGCACAUGUGCCAUUCAUUUCCAAACCAAAUGAUCUGCUUGUCCAGAUACAUGCUGCAAGUGUUAAUCCUAUAGAUGUGAGAAUGUUGGGUGGUUAUGGAUCAGUGGCAAUUGGAACAUUGAAAAGACUCUGUGACUUCCCACAAGAUCCUGCAGAAUUUCCACUUACCUUUGGAAGAGACUUCUCUGGUGUGGUUAUAGAUACAGGCCGUUCGGUUAAGAAUUUCAAGCCUGGGGAUGAGGUCUGGGGAGCUCUUGGAGCUCAGAGGCAAGGAACUCAUGCCGAGUUUGUUUUGGCAGCUGAUUCAAGUGUAUCCCACAAACCAAAGAGUAUCAGCCAUAUAGAAGCAGCAUCAAUACCAUAUGUUGCUGCCACAGUCUGGUCAGCUCUUUGUGUUGUUGGAGAGCUUAGAAGAGAUACAGCAAGAGGAAUGAGGUCGUUAGUAUGUGCGGGCUCAGGAGGAAUUGGUACAUUUGCUAUUCAGCUACUGAGAGCAUGGGGAGCUCAUGUGACUACCACAUGCAGUACAGAAGCUGUUCACUUAGUGACACAGCUUGGAGCAGAUGAAGUUAUAGACUACAGUACCCAAAAUGUUAUGGAGGAGUUAAAGAUGUUGAAAGGGUUUGAUAUUAUCCUCGAUUCCAUAGGACAAGAAAAUGCAGAUUUUUAUCUCGACUUACUGAAAAGUUGGUCCAACAGUAAAUAUGUAACCAUAGUGCCACCUUUCUUGAUGAAUACUGAUAAGUAUGGUGUGAUUGGAGGUACCCUAUUGUCAUUAGUGCAAGCAUCUUUGGAUACUGCAAAAGGCUUGAAAGAUGGCCGUAGUUUGAGGUGGGCUCUAUUUGCUCCCAGUGGUUGUGUUUUAAAAACUAUUAGUCAGAUGGUGGAUAACGGUGAGAUUACUCCAGUUGUAGAAAAGGUAUUCCAGUUUCAAGAUACUCCUGAUGCUUACAGAAAGCUGCAAGAGGGUCAUGCUCGUGGAAAAACUGUGAUUUCAGUGAAAAACACUGCUUAACACACUGGUUUAAUUAAAUUAAGACAACAUCUGUUUUUAUUUUAUCAGAUAGAAAUAAGUACAGUAAAAGCAUUUAAUAAUUACCAUGUUACUUGUGUUUUUAAAUUAAUAACAAAACUUUUUUUUUCUGAUGUGUAUUUUUUAUAUUGGUAUUGAAAAUCAAUUAAGCUACUGAAAUCUUACAAGUCAUAGUAAAAGUUUUGUUUUUAAUGAUUAUAUGAGUGAAUGCUAGAAAGAUGCUUUGUAAAAGUAGAAAGAAUGCUGUCGUCAAAAAAUAAUUGAUGUAAUAAAUAAGUAGUUUGAAUAGUU
Limulus polyphemus (Atlantic horseshoe crab) is the source of this 1896-nucleotide messenger RNA. Its product is annotated as reticulon-4-interacting protein 1 homolog, mitochondrial-like. The coding region runs from base 433 to 1587 and encodes 384 amino acids. NCBI's taxonomy places the organism in Eukaryota, Metazoa, Arthropoda, Merostomata, Xiphosura, Limulidae. The transcript is spliced from 11 exons. The record is from RefSeq and is a predicted model, not a curated record. Gene Ontology annotation, molecular function: oxidoreductase activity; zinc ion binding. Gene Ontology annotation, cellular component: mitochondrion.